CACUCCUCACUUCACCACCACCACCACCACCCUCUCACCACCUUAAUCACUCAAUAUCACUCUCCUUUCAUAAGUUAAAGGAGGAAUAUAUAUAAAAAUAUAUACACGCGCGCGUGUGUGUGUAUACAUAUAUACUGACUAGGUGGUGUUAGCUGCAGCAGCGGCGGCGGUCGGUAAGAAAUGGCGGAUGCGAAUGCGAAGCAGAUAUGCGGCGUGCCGGAGAGGGUCCAGCUGCAUGUGGCCAUGCUGGCCCUCCAGUUCGGCUACGCUGGCUUCCACAUCGUGUCGCGGCUCGCGCUCAACAUGGGGAUCAGCAAGGUCGUGUUCCCGGUCUACCGGAACAUCAUCGCCUUGAUCCUCCUCAUUCCCUUCGCAUAUUUCCUCGAAAAGAAGGACAGGCCCGCCAUCACACUUAACUUCCUCGUUCAAUUCUUCCUGCUUGCGCUCUGCGGUAUAACUGCGAACCAAGGAUUCUACUUACUGGGUUUGGACAACACUUCCCCGACCUUCGCAUCCGCGAUCCAAAACUCCGUCCCCGCCAUCACCUUCCUCAUGGCCGCUGCUCUGAGGAUCGAGAAGGUGCGUCUCGACCGCCGCGAUGGCAUCGCGAAGCUCGUGGGCACGCUGGCCUGCGUCGCGGGCGCGUCGGUGAUAACCCUCUACAAAGGCCCGACCAUAUUCACGCCCUCGCACAACGUAAACAGCAACAACGCCGUCGCCGCCGCCGCUGUCGAAGCGUCGGAAAAGGCGCUCCUGUGGGUGAACGAUCCCAAGGGGAAGAACUGGACGCUGGGGUGCUUGUACCUGAUCGGGCACUGCUUGUCGUGGUCGGGGUGGCUGGUGCUGCAAGCCCCCGUGCUGAAGAAGUACCCGGCGCGGCUCUCCGUCACGUCGUAUACGUGCUUCUUCGGCGUGAUACAGUUUCUGAUCAUUGCGGCGUUCAUCGAGAGAGACGCAGAGGCUUGGAUUUUCCACUCCGGCUCGGAGCUCUUCACUAUCCUCUAUGCGGGUUUCAUUGCGUCUGGAGUGGCGUUCGCAGUCCAGAUAUGGUGCAUCGACCGUGGCGGUCCUGUGUUUGUGGCCGUUUAUCAACCCGUCCAGACUCUCGUCGUCGCCAUCAUGGCCUCUAUCGCUCUCGGAGAGCAAUUCUACCUCGGAGGGAUCAUUGGAGCCAUAUUGAUCAUAAUUGGGCUAUACUUGGUUCUCUGGGGCAAAAGUGAGGAGAGGGCAUUUGCUAUAAAAGAGGCAAUAAUUUUGGCUUCCUCAAACAGUGAAGAUAACAGCCAUAGAGCAAGUGCUGUUUCCUUCAAGGCUUCUUCCCUGAAUCAACCACUACUUCCCUCAUCUACCUCGGAAAGCGUGUGACAAGAACUAUAAUUAAUCCCUCUCUUGGAGAUCUAUGUAUGGGCUCAUGUUUAUGUUUACGCAAUAUUUAAUGUUGUGAAGAAGCAAGUUAAGAAUGGGGUUGUAGUGUGUGAGAGCAUAGACUUAGAUUUGUUUACUCAAAAGUUAACUACUACUACUAGGGUUUACUCACUGCAGUUGAUGGGUUGGUGCACAGUGAGUGCUAGAAGGAUUGUGUUGGUAGCUACUAGAUCUUUGUUCAAAAGAAGCUAUGAGGUUUGCAUUUGGUUUGUUAUGUUCUUGUCCUUUUCUCUUCCCAUGCUUGUGAGUGGCAAACUUGCAAAAGAGAAUCAAGCAUCUAUUUUGUCCUUUA
This is a messenger RNA of Ananas comosus (pineapple), 1717 nucleotides long. RefSeq names its product protein WALLS ARE THIN 1. NCBI's taxonomy places the organism in Eukaryota, Viridiplantae, Streptophyta, Magnoliopsida, Poales, Bromeliaceae. The transcript is spliced from 6 exons. Bases 181 to 1365 code for a protein of 394 amino acids. Gene Ontology annotation, molecular function: transmembrane transporter activity. The record is from RefSeq and is a predicted model, not a curated record. Gene Ontology annotation, cellular component: plasma membrane.